Peniophora sp. CBMAI 1063 is the source of this 210-nucleotide messenger RNA. The record is from the annotation of a GenBank genome assembly. NCBI's taxonomy places the organism in Eukaryota, Fungi, Basidiomycota, Agaricomycetes, Russulales, Peniophoraceae.
AUGACACAACAAGUAGACGACGAGCCUCGACCAGCGACUAGCGACUACCCAACUAGGGAUUGUUUCGUCGUCGCUUCAGUCACGAACGCCUUGCUUCUGGUCGGUAUCACACACUCGCCCUCGCACAACUCCAGUAUUCGGCACCACCGCUUCUCUCUGUGGUUUCCGACAAAGGCAAGACUCUCGUACACACGCAGCGCAGACGACUAG